CGAAACCCAUUUUUUCUGGAGCCAGCAAUAAUUAUAACAGUUACUGAUGGAAGUAAAUUAACUACUACCAGUGGGAUACAGGAAGAGCUCCAUUUACCUCUCAAUUCCCCUCUGCCUGGAAGUGAGUUGACUAAGGAACCCUUUCGAUGGGAUCAGAGGUUAUUUGCUUUGGUUCUUCGUUUGCCUGGUAUUACAGCACCAGAAUCAGAGCAGAUGACAGGGGUACCUGUGGAUGACUCUGCUAUCACACCUAUGUGUGAAGUCACAGGAGGUCGAUCAUAUUGUGUGUGCUCUCCAAGAAUGCUGAAUCAAUGUCUUGAGUCAUUGGUGCAAAAAGUACAAAGUGGAGUGGUAAUAAAUUUUGAAAAAGCUGGUCCAGAUCCCUCACCAAUUGAUGAUGGGCAGGUGGAGAUAUCCAGACCCUUUGGACCCCAGCCUUGGCACAGCUGUCACAAACUUAUCUAUGUCAGACCAAACCCUAAAACUGGGGUUCCUAUAGGUCAUUGGCCUGUUCCUGAAUCCUUUUGGCCAGAUCAAAAUUCUCCAACACUGCCACCUCGCACAUCUCAUCCUGUGGUGAAAUUUUCCUGUACUGACUGUGAACCGAUGGUCAUUGACAAACUGCCUUUUGAUAAAUAUGAAUUGGAACCUUCACCACUGACCCAGUUUAUCCUGGAAAGAAAAUCCCCUCAGACCUGCUGGCAGGUGUAUGUGAGCAAUAGUGCAAAAUAUAGUGAACUUGGUCAUCCUUUUGGUUACUUGAAAGCUAGUACAGCGCUGAAUUGUGUGAAUUUAUUUGUGAUGCCUUACAACUACCCAGUCCUGCUUCCACUGCUAGAUGACUUGUUUAAAGUACAUAAGGCAAAGCCUACGUUGAAGUGGCGUCAGUCAUUUGAAAGCUAUUUGAAGACAAUGCCUCCUUAUUAUCUUGGGCCUUUGAAGAAAGCUGUGAGAAUGAUGGGAGCACCAAACCUUAUAGCUGACAAUGUGGAAUAUGGACUUAGUUACAGUGUCAUUUCAUAUCUCAAAAAGUUGAGUCAGCAGGCCAAAAUAGAGUCCGAUAGAGUCAUUGGCUCUGUAGGCAAAAAGGUAGCGCAAGAGACUGGAAUUAAGGUCAGAAGCAGAUCACACAACCUGUCUAUGGCACAUAGGAACGAUUUUCAACAUCUGCUACAGGGGAUUACUGGGGAAAUUCCUCAUAGACCUCUAGACCUCAAUAUGAAGGAGUAUGCUGGGUUCCAAAUAGCUUUGCUGAAUAAGGAUUUGAAACCUCAGACAUUUAGAAAUGCCUAUGACAUACCCAGAAGAAAUCUUUUGGAUCAGUUAACACGAAUGAGAUCUAAUUUACUGAAGAGUACUCGCAAGUUCCUCAAAGGACAAGAUGAAGAUCAAGUUCACAGUGUACCUAUAGCACAAAUGGGAAACUACCAGGAGUAUCUAAAACAAAUACCUUCUCCACUCCGAGAACUUGAUCCUGAUCAACCACGAAGGCUUCAUACAUUUGGCAAUCCAUUCAAAUUGGACAAAAAGGGAAUGAUGAUAGAUGAAGCAGAUGAAUUUGUAUCAGGACCUCAAAAUAAACAUAAAAGACCCGGAGAACCAAAUAUGCAAGGGAUUCCGAAAAGGCGACGUUGUAUGUCCCCUCUGCUCAGAGGGCGACCACAAACUCCUCCAGUUGUCAAUAACCACACUGGAGGAAAAGGGCCACCAACACCAAUUGCACAAGCACAGCCUGACCUUGUUAAACCCAUUGCUGUUCACAAAACAUCAGAAACAAAUAAUGAAGCUGGAGUUGAUGAUGUCAUUGAGAAUCACGUUACAGACUCCCUUUCAUCAGAUGUUUUCCCAAAUGCUGUGAAUUCAGAGUUUUCACUGUCCUCUUCACCAUUCAAUUCAUUGGAUCGACCGACAGCACAUACAGAGGAUGUAGGCCAUGAACAUUUAGGGAAUAAUUUGAAUGUUGAUGGGUUUUUGGAGAAUCACGAGGAAUCAGGUAGUAAAGAGCAGAGUGCGGAAGAGAGCUUGACAACAUCUUCACCUAGCAAAGGGAAAAAACCAGUGCACUGCAGAAGUUCAAGAGAGAUUAAUAUAGAGCUAAGAGCACAAAUUAUGAAGGAGAUCCGAAAACCAGGAAGGAAGUAUGAAAGAAUCUUCUUUUUACUGAAGCAUGUACAAGGAAGCUUACAGACCCGAUUGAUAUUUUUACAGAAUGUUAUUAAAGAAGCUUCAAGGUUUAAAAAACGAAUGCUGAUAGAACAGCUUGAGAGUUUUCUUGAAGAAAUCCAUCGCAGAUCCAAUCAGGUCAACCAUAUCAACAGCAGCUAAGAAAAUUCACAUGAGAGAGCCACAGCAGGGCACUGCUGUUCUUACUUGCAUUCAUUUUUGACAUGCACUCUUAAUCUCAAGUUCCUGUACCUGAAAGAAUGAGAAGCUGCUCAAUAAAAUGAUGAGAAGUAUCCAUCAUCUUUUUUUUUUCCUCACUUGUUAUUUUUGUAAUGUGAAAAAUACUAUGAAAACAUUUUUAUUUAACUAAAUUGAGAACUUCUUGCUUGUCAUGGACAUAAGUGUCACUUUCCCUCAGGUUCUAUUUUUCUUAAUCUAACCUUCAAAACUAUCACCUCUUAAGGUUGAACUUUGCCAAAAAGUUGCUUUGUAAUUUUCAAAAAAAAAAAGCACAUACAUUAAAAAAGGUAAUGUUUUGUAUAUACAGUUAUUUUGGAUAUAUUAUUGUAAGUUGUAUAAAUGUAUUUUGAAAAAUA
Messenger RNA from Cyanistes caeruleus (blue tit), 2759 nucleotides. Lineage: Eukaryota; Metazoa; Chordata; Aves; Passeriformes; Paridae. The record is from RefSeq and is a predicted model, not a curated record.